Anguilla anguilla (European eel) is the source of this 2532-nucleotide messenger RNA. Its product is annotated as zinc finger protein 239-like. Gene Ontology annotation, cellular component: transcription regulator complex; PcG protein complex. The coding region runs from base 431 to 1363 and encodes 310 amino acids. Lineage: Eukaryota; Metazoa; Chordata; Actinopteri; Anguilliformes; Anguillidae. The record is from RefSeq and is a predicted model, not a curated record. Gene Ontology annotation, biological process: regulation of transcription by RNA polymerase II. Gene Ontology annotation, molecular function: DNA-binding transcription factor activity, RNA polymerase II-specific; RNA polymerase II cis-regulatory region sequence-specific DNA binding. The transcript has 3 exons.
GGCGUAUUUCACUCUGCAGUUAGAGCUUAUGACAGGCCUUACAGGCGUUCAGGUAGCCAGACUCAAAAGCAUUUAUUCUCUCCCCCUCAGCUUUGUAAGCCCUGCCUCUUCAGCUCAUGACAUGAAGACAGAACUGGUGAUUCACAGCCUGGAUUCCACAGGAGAGGAGCUGAGACCUGACCUGAGCAGAAGAGAGGACAUGGAGGGCAGGACAGAGGGGAACACUGGGCUGAGUCAGGCGGAGAAAGAGAUACUCGCCAACAUAAAAGAGGAAGAGGAGGAGGUGGAGGAAGGUGCAGCUUCUGGGGACGUUCCAUCACUGUAUAAGGUGCUUUGGAGUUAGUGUUAGUCUUGGAGGGUCUGCGGUAUAUGGCAGCCUAUUGCAGUAGUGUCUGAGGUGUUUGCCUGCUCCCAGUGCCCAUUCAUUCAUAUGGAAGAACCAAACCUUCACCAGCACAUUGAAAAGGUUCACCCAGAGGAGCACACCAGGAUUCAGAAGUCUGGAGGAAAUGGAGCAGAGGACCCACUGCCUCCCAGCAGCACACAUCAGCACCCCACACCCCCUAAAACACUCCCCACCCCGACACAGUCCCACACAGGCGCUCCAGGGGCCCACACCUGCUCCCAGUGUGGGAAGAAUUUUGGAUGGCAAUCUGAACUUAUAAGACAUGUACGAACCCACACAGGAGAACGUCCGUACGACUGCUCGCAGUGUGGGAAGAGUUUCAGGCUGGCAUCUCACCUUGCGGUACAUCAGUUAAUUCACACGGGCGAGCGGCCAUACCAGUGCUCCCACUGUGGCAAGAGCUUCAGAUCAGCAUCAGACCUGACAAGACACCAGCGGACCCACACAGGGGAGCGUCCGUUCCACUGUGCCUUGUGUGGGAAGAGCUUAAUUCAGUCCAGGACGCUGAAAAUACAUCAGCGGAGUCACACAGGAGAAUGCCCGUUCCACUGCUCCCAGUGCGGGAAGAGCUUCAGAUCCGCAUCGAUCCUGACAAUCCACCAACGAACUCACACUGGCGAGCGCCCGUUCCAGUGCGGCCAGUGUGGACGAAGCUUCAGUCAGUCAAGCACUCUGAUUUUGCACCGGCGCACUCACACUGGGGAGCGGCCGUACCACUGUCUGGAGUGCGGAAAGCGCUUCAGUCACUCCAAUUCUCUCACACUGCACCAGCGAAUUCACACAGGAGAACGGCCAUUCCAGUGCUCUCCGUGCGGAAAGAGUUUCAGUCAUUCAAAAUCUCUGACUCUGCACCAACGAACUCAUACCGGGGAGCGUCCCUUUCAUUGUUCCCUCUGUGGGAAGAGCUUUAGGUUUGCAUCAAACCUCACAAAACACCAGAGAACCCACUCAGGGUAGUUUCAGUAAAAUCCAGUGCUACUGACCAAACCUCAUUACUGCGACUGCUUCACUGCUAUUGACCAAACCUCAUUACUGCGACUGCUUCACUGCUACUGACCAAACCUCAUUACUGCGACUGCUUCACUGCUACUGACCAAACCUCAUUACUGCGACUGCUUCACUGCUACUGACCAAACCUCAUUACUGCGACUGCUUCACUGCUACUGACCAAACCUCAUUACUGCGACUGCUUCACUGCUACUGACCAAACCUCAUUACUGCGACUGCUUCACUGCUACUGACCAAACCGUGUGUGGAAUUAGUCACACAAGGUGUGUUCACCGUGUGGCAGCCAUGUGUUGCAUUUGCGUUCUGUGUAACCUUAACCUUAAUUCAAAUAAACAGGCAAUUUUAAAGUGAGCUGUUAAUUGAAUUGUAUUAUGAACAGGAAGCAACUCUUACUACUACAGUAUAAGCCCACAAGCAAUUUUUCAUUUUAAUUAUUUCAGUCAUUUACGCAAUUUCAUGUUAACAUCAUUUUGAAGACAUUUCUAUGCUAUAGUCAUUGAUGUGUAAUGAAGGGAGGAGAUUUUUCUGUAGCAUAACUAAAGUUAUGGUACCAACAAGUACCGCUCUAAAUUCCUAAGCCUUGCAGCAGGGCCCCUCUGUCUCCAGGCCACCAACCUCCCAAGGACAACAAGUUUGAAAUGUCGCCUAUAAUCCUGUAGCCUAUAAGUGUGUGUGUGUGUGUAUGUGUGUUCUUCUCUCUGUCUUUUUAUGCUUUUCUAGAAACCCAAAUGGGAGUUUGGCCUUUUGCCUCAUUCUCCCUCUGCCAUCCUGAUAAAGGAGGAACCAGCUAUGAUGCCAUGCUGCCCAGGACUCUGAAAGCAACUGAUAGAUCAAAGACUAAACAAUUAUUUUUGAUUUAAAAGCCUGUUUAGACUAAGCGGUCACCAGGUGCCUAUGUAGUAUCUCAUGUUAGACAAGACAUAGCCAAUCGUUUACUUUGUUAUAUGAAAGGACACAGCCAUUAAUUUCCUUUGUUAAAUCUUACUUUAUGCUUUACUGUUAAGAUACUUUUUGCUUAUAAAAGCAGGGACCGCCCCUGCUUUCUUCAGUUCGGCCUUAUCCACCUUGUUGUGUGUAGGUGCCGGACUCUUUCUGCAGAAAUAAAUCCUAUUUCUUAU